UUCACCAGGUUAGGUUGUGUUUGAGUUUUUUUUUCCUCUCUCUGCUUCCCCCAUUUAUUUUCUUUUGCGCUUCAGUGAAGCUAUUCCUUCCCCGACUUCAAAUUCCCGCCUACCAGUUAUCCCCCAAAAUCUUUAUCCUUUGGCCGAGUGAGUAGUUUGCUACCGGAGUGAGUGGUCAGCUGGCCCCCUUGCCGAAAUUUGCUUAACCAUGGCAACGGAAAAUCCGGGUCCUCCUAAUCCAAAUUGCAAGAUCAUGACCUUCCGUCCAACGGUGGAAGAGUUCAAAGAUUUCAGGAAGUAUAUUGUAUACAUUGAAUCCCAGGGAGCCCAUAGAGCAGGACUGGCAAAGGUUAUUCCCCCCAAGGAGUGGAAACCAAGAAAGUCAUAUGACGAUAUUGAUGAUAUGACCAUCCCAGCUCCAAUUCAACAAGUAGUGACUGGCCAAUCUGGGCUUUUCACACAGUACAACAUUCAGAAGAAAUCCAUGACAGUUGGAGAGUACAGGAAGUUGGCCAACAGUGAAAAAUAUUGUACACCACGGCACAUGGAUUUUGAUGACCUUGAGCGCAAAUACUGGAAGAAUCUAACGUUUGUGUCUCCUAUCUAUGGAGCUGAUAUCAGUGGUUCUCUGUAUGAUAAUAAUAUUGAAGAGUGGAACAUUGGAAACCUCAACACGUUACUGGAUAUGGUGGAACAGGAGUGUGGAAUUGUGAUUGAAGGUGUGAAUACUCCAUACUUGUACUUUGGGAUGUGGAAAACUACAUUUGCCUGGCACACUGAAGAUAUGGACCUCUACAGCAUCAACUACUUGCACUUUGGGGAGCCCAAAUCCUGGUAUGCAAUACCCCCAGAACAUGGGAAAAGGCUGGAGCGACUGGCAAAAGGCUUCUUUCCAGGCAGUUCUCAGGGAUGUGAUGCAUUUCUUCGCCACAAAAUGACUCUUAUAUCGCCUUCUAUUCUGAAGAAGUACAGCAUUCCCUUUGACAGGAUUACGCAGGAGGCAGGAGAGUUCAUGAUCACUUUUCCCUAUGGCUAUCAUGCGGGUUUCAACCAUGGAUUCAAUUGCGCAGAAUCAACUAACUUUGCCACACUUCGCUGGAUUGAUUAUGGGAAAAUGGCUACCCAGUGUACUUGUAGGAAGGAUAUGGUGAAGAUAUCAAUGGAUGUAUUUGUGCAGUUCCUUCAGCCCGAUCGCUAUGAGCUAUGGAAAAACGGCAAAGACAUUGUCACUAUUGACCACAACAAGCCAACUGCUCUAUCAAGCCCUGAGAUGGAUGACUGGCUGGAACGGAAAGCAUCAUUAAAAGCAAAAAGUAUUAGAAGAUCCCAUCGGCGAAGAACCCAGACCAGGAGGCAGAAAACAGAAGACCAAAGAAUACUGAGUGAACCAGCUGCUGAAGAAACUCCUGGAAAAGAUGUGACUGAAGAUGACACCAAAAUCAAAGAGGAACACAAAAGAACAAUGGACGCAGAAGAGCACAGCAAACCCAGCAAAGUUACAAUCUUAGACCUAGACCAAGGUGACUUCACAGAUGAUUUAUUUAAUCACCAUUUUUCAGCUAAUGGCAAGCCACUGAAAACAUAUUCACGUUCCUCUAAAUCUAAAAGUGAAAAGAAAAAGAAACGUGUGGAAACAGAUACCGUAGCAGCACUCUUAACUGACGGUGCUGAAGCUACUGAACCAUCCAAAGCAGAAUCAUCCCAGGCAGAUUCUCCAUCUGCAUCAGCAAGUAUGCAAUCAGACAGUUUUACUGCUGAAGAUGAAUUUAAACCCAGAGCUAAAGCUACUAUGAUGUAUGUGCUACCUAAAUCAAAGAAGGUGGUGUUCGACAAGGAGCACAUGUCCUGUCAGCAGGCUUUUGAGCAGUUUGCCACCAGGAACAAACUACCAAUGUGGAAGGAAUCAGAGAUAAGCAGUGACGGAGUAACCAUGGAGGAGGAGGCGAGUGACCAUGAAAGUGUGGAUGUCAGUUUUGAAACUACUGAAGUGCAGGUGCCCCCAGAUUAUCCAAAGUUGAAAAAAGAGAUCACAAAGAGUCGGCGCCAUCCCUUCAGCAAGCCCCCAGCUAGGUCUCCAUUGUCUGUUGUCAAACUGGAAACAUCCAGUGAUGAGGAAAUACCCUUUUUCUCCGGUGAAGAUGAUCAGAGUGAACCAGAGGCCUGGAAGUCACCACUCACCCACCUCUGGCAAAGUCGAUCAUAUAAUUUCUUGGCUGAAAGGAAGUUUAAUGCAUCUGCUGCCCUAACUGAGCCCUACUGUGCAAUCUGUACUCUCUUCUAUCCCUAUUACCAGCCUGAAAGAGAUACUGUUCAGGACACUUUCUCAGCAGAUGGAAAUUCCUGGAAAGUAACUGCUAAGGUUGGGCAAAAGACAAAGCCAAUCAUCCCAGAAAUGUGUUUCACGUCAGGUGGAGAAAACACGGAACCUUUACCAACAAAUUCGUACAUUGGUGAUGAUGGGACCAGCUUGCUCAUUUCCUGUUCAAAAUGCUGUCUUCAGGUGCAUGCUAGUUGUUAUGGCAUUCAACCAGAUUUGGUCAAACACGGUUGGACUUGCUCACGAUGUACAGCCAAUGCCUGGACAGCAGAUUGUUGUUUGUGCAAUUUGAGAGGCGGCGCACUGAAAAGCACCACAGAUAAAAGAUGGGUCCAUGUGAUCUGUGCAAUAGCAGUCCCAGAGGUGAAGUUUUUGAACGUGUUGGAACGGAAUCCAGUUGAUGUCUCUGGGAUUCCAGAACAAAGACGCAAAUUGAAAUGUGUGUACUGCAGAAAAAAAGUGAAGACCACCUCAGGGGCCUGUAUCCAGUGUUCAUAUGAACAUUGUUCUACAUCAUUUCAUGUAACAUGUGCUCAUGCUGCAGGGGUUGUAAUGGAACCAGAUGACUGGCCAUAUGUUGUGUCUAUCAUCUGUUUCAAGCACAAAACGACCAGUCAGAAUCAAAACCAAGAUCAUUGGCUCAUCUCAGUAGGUCAGACAGUCAUUGCAAAAAAUCGAAAUGGACUUUACUACAAGUGCAAAGUGAUUGGAACUUCUGCGCAGACCUUUUAUGAAAUUAAUUUUGAAGAUGGAUCUUACAGUGACAAUGUAUACCCAGAAAAUGUUGUUAGCAGGGACUGUGUACAACAUGGCUCACCCGCAGAGGGCGAGGUCAUCCAGGUGAGAUGGACCGACAACCUGGUGUACAACGCAAAGUUUGUUGGCUCCCAGGUCAGGUACAGCUAUCAGGUGGAAUUUGAAGGAGGCUCUCAGCUGACCUUGAAAAGAGAAGACCUUUUUACAUUGGAUGAGGAGCUACCCAAGCGUGUGAAAGCACGGCUGUCACCGUUGAUGGGCUCCCAGCACGAAGAUUACAUCUCAGGAGAGGAAGCUAAGGAUGCGAAGAAAGCUCGGCCAUCAAACUCCAGGUUGCUUGAAGACUACACCCAGAAAGAUUACACCCAGAAUCCUGAAUACAUUACAUUUAUGGAAAACCUCUUUCAUUCACCUUACCAGCAGGGAUUUAUUAAUUAGGAAGAUACACCUCUACACUUGGGUUUUUGUUUUGUUUGUUUUGGGUUUUUCAGUGGGGGAAAGAAAUGCUUUUAUGCUUAGUAAAUGGAUUCAAUUUUAAAAUUGCUAUUAAAAAGACUGUGCAGUAAAUACCUGUGAGCCAUCUUCUGCGAAGGUGCUAAACAUAUUCAGAAUUGAACUACUGAAUCUGCCUUGAAGUUUCAACCACAUCUCUUGUAAAUAGAAAAACAAUCUUGAAAAGUCUUUUUUUUGAAAACCUUGGGUUUAAGAAAAGGAGAGAACAAAAUUCAGCAUUUUUCUAGCUUUUGUCUGCAUUUUCCUGGCAUAAUUGAACCAAAGCAAUAUUUUCAAUUGUUAUGGGGUGUAGUCAUAUCAGUAUGAAGGAAACCCAUUGUUACUUCUUUGACUUGUCUGCAGCAAGGCAAUUCUUCCAAGUAUCUUCAGGGACAGUACUUUUUGUUGUUAUUGGGAGGCUUUGGUGGAUAUUGAAGAAGUUUAAAACACAGUUGUAAGGACUGCCCUCCUAAACUGGUUUAAAUUUUUCUCUGAAGGCUAAAUAUAAAUCCCCUAUCUUAAAACUUGGGAUAUAAUGUAUUGAAUCCCAGAUCAAAACUGGGAUGCCAUUCUGGCUGUUCCAGUAUUGUUGAUAUACCAGCUGCUGUGUUAAUUUGUCGCUCUGUGGAUUUUAUAGUGUGUGGGGCUUUCAGGUGGCCAAGCACGGAAGACAGCUUUUUUUUUGCCCGAGAUUGUUUUAGAGCUUUAAUUUUUUUUUGCUACUUUUAAGUUGUGUGGUGAAUCCUGAUUUAGGAUGAGGUUAAAGGUAGUAGUUGUGGAGGGAGCUGAUUAACUUGAAAAGGAAUUGAUUACCCCUCAUGUUCUGUGGAAUCUUUUGGUUCCAAGGGUAGCUGUCAUGAUGUCUCUCCUGUAGGUCUCGAGAUUAGCUGUCAUGAUGUCUCUCUUGUUGGUUUCUGAGUUUGGGAGUGGGGAGGAGGUCCAUACUUUCUUACAUUGUCUUAAUUUUGUUUUAUACUUGGACAUUUGUAUUAUUUAAGGCCCAAUCCACCACUAAGUUGCAACAAAAUAAUCUAAUAACGUGAACUCAUUUGCAAUGUAAAGUGUUACCACAACGUCUGAUCAGAACAGGGCAACCUGUGUGCCAUUACUGUGGAUUUAUACCUUCAUAUAGUUUGAGUUGUCAAAGACUCAAAACUAAACAUUUGUUUUGCUUAUCAUUUACCAAAAUGAAGCACGUGUUUCACUGUUUAAAACCUUCAAGCCACUUUCUAUAAACCAUUGAUUUAAUUGAUAACCUCAAAAAGACACUAGUUUAUUAUAAAUUAAUGUGCUUUUUGUAUAUAUUUAAUGUUAUCUUUGUAUAGUUUUCUUUCUUGCUCAGUUUGAAUUGUUUCAUCUCAAUAAGCACAAAGCAUGAUGGAAGUAUUUGGCUGUGAAUUGUACCUCCUCGUGGCUGAAGUAUUUAACUCUGUGGCUCCCAUAAGAGAUCUGAAGCUGGCUGAAGUUGAGCUUGUCUUUUAUUCAUUUUGAGAGUUUACUCCAACUUUUGCUGUGCCAUCAAAUAGAGGACACUGUCAAUAGAGAAUCCACACCUUUGUAUCUCAACUAGGAAACAGAAAUGCAAAACCGUGAGAGGAACAAAAUGUUUCAGUAAUUUUUCUUUACUUUGACAUGUAGCAUCAAGUGUUUAUAUGACUGUAAGCAGCAUGUGUAGAUGUUAAAAAUUAGACCUGUUUAGAAUGCUGUCUGGAAUCAAUUCGUCAGGUCACAGAAUUAAGUCUUUAAUUUUUAUUUAGAGGAAUUGGGACCCCUCACAGUAUUUGUGUGAUUGUGAAGGAGAAAAGGGGCCGAGGGUGGAGGUGGGUGGGUUGAGAAGUGUUAGUUCCAUGUCCAGUUUAAAAUCUGUUGGGAAAUCUUUAGUAAGACUAGAAAUUAAACUGUAGAAGAUCAUCAUUAUCAUCAACAAAUCAUGUACAAAAAGCAUUACACCCCGAUAUUAAAUACUUUAAAUUAUUUCUGUUUUGUAAAAUAACAGAAUACAUAAAAACACUCACUCUUCAAAUGUCCAUUUUCAACAUUUAUUGUUAGGAAUAAGAUGUCCAGUUUAGAAGUGUGGUAGCUGUGUGUCGGCUGCAGUAGUAAAUAUGUAGUUUUUUGAGAUAGGUGUGUAGUGGAGGUUAAGUCUUGUAAUUGUAAGUGACUAAACUGCAAACAGUUUUGUUAAAACAAUCACAGCAGAAUGUGACAAUAUUUCUUCAGCAUCACAGACCAUGAAUUUUACAUCAUUUAAAAAAGAAAGACCUGACUAAGUUACACCUUGAGGGAAGAAUGUCCUAAGUUGUGCCUCAUUGACUGCAGCAAAGAAGAUUCAACAUCAUACAAUUGCUGCAAAAUUUAAAUAUUUGUUGAUUUUUGCCAACUAAUUAGAUGCAAACACUGAAAUACCUAGGAUCAAAAGAUUAGCAUAAGAUACUGGGUACCUUAACUCCUCAGCCUAGUGACGUUUGUCCCAUUCAAAUAUUGGAAUAAAUCGCCAGAGCAUAUUCUUUCAAUGCAGUUCUGUUUGUUUAGCGCAUUGAUAAAAUAAACAUUCAGUAUUGCAGGCUUUGUAAAGACCAGUGCUUGAAAUGCUGUCACUUUGUUCAUAAUGGGCAUAAGGCUUUGCAGGUUUGAAGGACUGGCUGCUUUUCAACUGUCAUCAAGAAUGAGAAUAGAAUAUUCUAAGAAUGCCAGGGAGCACCCAACAACAAGGACCAAAAGAGAUUUAACAGGGACAUCACCCCGUUCUGAAAGAGUUUAAUGUUGCAUGUGUGGUGUGUAUCUAAUUCUUAGUGUUUCCUAUAUGUAAGACCUUUGCUGUGAAUUGUGGAGGAAGCUUCUUGCUGUCUCGCUCUCACGCGCUCUCUCUCGCGCUCCCUCCCUGUCUCGCGUAAUCGCUGUCUCUCUGGCUUGCGAUCUCUCUCUCUCUCUCUCUCUCUUCAUCUCUCUCUCUCUCUCUCUCUCUCUCUCUCUCUCUCUCUCUCUCUCUCUCUGUCUGUGUGUGUCUCUCUCUCUCUCUCUCUCCCCAACACUCUCUUUCUCUCUCUCCUCCCCAACACUCUCUUUCUCUCUCUCCCCAACACUCUCUUUCUCUCUCUCUCC
Stegostoma tigrinum is the source of this 6667-nucleotide messenger RNA. RefSeq names its product lysine (K)-specific demethylase 4B (gene kdm4b). Bases 209 to 3511 code for a protein of 1100 amino acids. Lineage: Eukaryota; Metazoa; Chordata; Chondrichthyes; Orectolobiformes; Stegostomatidae. Gene Ontology annotation, cellular component: nucleus. The transcript has 22 exons. Gene Ontology annotation, biological process: chromatin remodeling. The record is from RefSeq and is a predicted model, not a curated record. Gene Ontology annotation, molecular function: histone H3K9 demethylase activity.